CGGGGUCGCUUACACCACAAAGUCGCUCAUCAACUCCACUCGCUUCAUGUUUCAAGCUGACUCAUAGUUUCCUUGAUAAAACGGCCGUCGUAGUCAUCAUAUAUAAUUGAAAUAGACAAGAGGUGUUCUAUGACGACCACCAUGACGACCACAGAGCCUCCGGUGUCCAGAUCGAGGCUGGAGAUUAAUUUAAUUCGACUUCUGGAGGAGACGCAGCAGAUGGCCAACGGGAAUAAAACGAAGGAUUGGAAAUAUGAAAAGUGGCUGGAGGAUCGGAGAUUGGUAGUCCUAUACGGGAGUCAGACAGGAACGGCACAGGAAGUAGCAGAGAGGAUUGGCCGGGAAGCUCAGCGAUAUUUCUUCCUGGCAACAGUUGCUGCCAUGGAUGACUACCCCAUAGAGGACUUCUUUGGGAGCAAACUGGUGAUCUUUGUUGCUUCAACGACUGGCCAGGGAGAUGACCCAGACAACAUGCGGGUGUUUUUCAAGUCUCUGUGGGCCAGGAGGAAGAACAGGCAGCUCCUAUCACACCUUAACUUUGGGGUGAUUGGCUUGGGGGACUCAUCCUACCAGAAGUUUAACUAUGCAGCUAAAAGGCUCAAUAAUCUGCUCUUGUAUCUGGGUGGGCAGCCUCUCCAGAAGAUUGGAUUAGGGGAUGACCAGCAUGAUCUUGGGCCGGAUUUUGUGGUUGAUUCUUGGCUGAAAGAUUGGUGGGCCAAGGCAAUGGAACUAUACCCAUUCCCUGAGGGCCUAAAACCAAUAGAUAAAGCUAUUUUGCCCAUGUCAAAAUAUAGAGUUAGGUUUGUUGAUGAAGAUAGUAUUGAUAAGGAUCAAUGUGAGAAGUAUGUGUAUUGCCCAGAAAAGGAGGCAUCACAGAUGAAUCCAUGCAUGGCAAAUCUGACAAUGAACAAAAGAGUGACAGCUCCAGAUCAUUUUCAGGAUGUCAGACUUCUUGAGUUUGACAUCAGUCAUAUAAAGAAAAGGCACAUGCCUGGGGAUGUCCUCAUGGUACAGCCACAAAACAUGGAAGAGCAUGUGGAAGAAUUUCUUAAUGUGCUGGGAUUUGACCCUGAGAGGAAGUUCUUCUUAGAGCAAAAUGAUCCUAACACACCUCUCCCACCUCUUUCAGUUCUCCCAAGACCAUGUACAAUGAAGGAGUGUGUGACCAACUACCUAGACAUAUUGUCUGUUCCAAAGCGAUUCUUUUUUGAGCUCCUAGCAUUUUUCACUACAGAUGAGACAGAGAAGGAAAAGUUUGAGGAGUUUGCAUCAUCUGAAGGACAACAGGACCUCUUUGACUAUUGCAACAGACCCAAGAGAAGCAUCAUGGAAGUCUUGGCAGAUUUUCCGCACGCAAACAAGAACAUUCCCUUUGAUUACCUCUUUGACCUUGUGCCUCCCAUCAGGCCAAGACCUUACUCCAUUGCCUCAUCAAGCCUCAUGUUUCCGGGAAGGGCACAGCUUCUGAUAGCAGUUGUAAACUACAAGACAAUCCUGAAGCGACCAAGGUUGGGCCUCUGUACAAACUGGCUCUCCCGGCAGAGUACAGGUGCUCUCAUUCCUGUUUGGAUUAAACCAGGCACCUUGACAUUCCCUCCUUCCGAAGCUGCACCCCCUGUCAUCAUGAUCGGACCUGGGACUGGAUGUGCACCUUUCCGAUCCUACCUGCAGGAGAGGGUAGCAGCUGGUCAUCAUGAGAACUUGGUCAUGAUCUUUGGCUGUAGGAACCGCAACAAGGAUCAUUUCUUCCAAGGAGAGUGGGAAGGCCUGGAGACAGAGGGGAAGCUGCAGCUCUACUGUGCCUUCUCUAGGGACCAGGAGGAUAAAAUCUAUGUGCAGCAUAUCAUGAGAGAGAAUGCCAACACUUUGUGGGAUUUGAUUGGUAAUAAGCAAGCCUUGGUCUAUUUUGCUGGGAAUGCCAAAAGAGUGCCUAUUGAUGUGUAUGAGGCUCUGACAUACAUCUGUGAAAGAGGAAGGGGCCAGGGACCCCAGGAUGCAGAGACAUACAUGAAAAAAGAUCUUGAGAAACGAUACCAGACAGAAACUUGGGCCUAAUGUGGGUGAAGCAUUAUUCAUAGCUUUUGUCCCAUUGAUUAUGUUAUUACUCACCCUGGUUGUUAUAAUGGUUGAUCAUUUUACUCUGUCAUCUAAAAGAUUGUUAGGGUACAUGUUUUAAGGUAGACCAUAAUACUGGUCUAGUAUAUGUAAAUAGUUGUUUUUUUGUAUAUUAUUAUCCAUAGAAUCUGUUAGUGGCUACAGAGAAAACACUCUAUGUAUGUAACCACUCUGAAUGGAUUUUGAUGUAAAUAUUCAUGUGUGUGUAUAAGAAAGAAGAGACAAGAAAUAAAAUCACAUUUAUA
Messenger RNA from Penaeus vannamei (Pacific white shrimp), 2360 nucleotides. Its product is annotated as NADPH-dependent diflavin oxidoreductase 1. Gene Ontology annotation, cellular component: cytosol. The record is from RefSeq and is a predicted model, not a curated record. Gene Ontology annotation, molecular function: NADPH-hemoprotein reductase activity; flavin adenine dinucleotide binding; FMN binding. Lineage: Eukaryota; Metazoa; Arthropoda; Malacostraca; Decapoda; Penaeidae.